Eublepharis macularius is the source of this 5579-nucleotide messenger RNA. It is a transcript of the gene CEP89, whose product is annotated as centrosomal protein 89. The transcript is spliced from 19 exons. Gene Ontology annotation, biological process: mitochondrion organization; cilium assembly; chemical synaptic transmission. NCBI's taxonomy places the organism in Eukaryota, Metazoa, Chordata, Lepidosauria, Squamata, Eublepharidae. Bases 60 to 2441 code for a protein of 793 amino acids. The record is from RefSeq and is a predicted model, not a curated record. Gene Ontology annotation, cellular component: ciliary transition fiber; centriole.
UCACGCUGUCCCUCUGCCUGGGUUGAUUCCUCCUCUCACGGUCUCUCCUCCUCGCUCUCAUGGCGUUUAAUUUCAGGAGAGGCCGAAGAGGCCAGUUUAAACAUAUAGCUCAUGGCCUGAUCCCUGCAGCUACCAUAGCUCCUAAACCUGCUGUUCCCCGCACCCCUCCCCCUCGUAGUCCAAACCCUUCUCCAGAAAGGCCCAGAUCAGCUCUGGCAGCAGCUAUUCUCGUGACAACGCUAACUGGCCGGACUGUUGCAAUCCCUCAACCUCGCCAACGAUCACUUUCGGAAAGCGAUGCCUCCUAUUUGCAAGAUCAAGAAAAUUAUAUUGAGCCAUAUUGCACCGUUACUGAGCUCCGAAUGGGUCCAAACUGGAAGAGUGAGGGUGAUGAAAGAAGUGUUGUGCAGUCUUUGGAUGCUUCUGGCAGUUGUUGCGAAGAUGAAGACUUGGAUACAUUCGCCUCAGACACAGAGAAAGAACCAGAGCCUAAUCAUCAGGCUAUGAAUCAAAAAGAAAGUGUUAGUAGUGAGGCUAUCUAUGCCGUUCCACACAAAAUUAAAAAGAAAAAUCUCCCAGUGUCUUCUGAUACUGAGGAUGAAGAAGAUGAGCCUUCUCGCCAGGAUUCUUGGUUUAUUCGUCCAAAUGUUCAAGUGGAAGAAAUCGAACCUUCUGUAGAGAAUAGCCCGGUUGAAAAGGCUGAAAAACCACUGACUGAAAAGCCUCCAUCUCCAGACGUAAUACUACGUAAAAGGCAGGGACAGGUGGAUCUCGCUAGAGAGAAGCUCCAGAAACUGAAAGACGAAAAUUGGCAGGUGAACAAUGCAAAUCAGACCCUGCUUUCAGAACUUGGGGAGAUGAAGCAGCAAAUGAAGGAACUUCAACUAAAAGUUAAGACACUGGAAAAAGAAAAUACGAAACUUAAAGAAAUUGAACAGAAUUCACAUAGAGAAGAGGAACUUGCAGAAUUGCUUUCAUUAAGACAACAGGCCCAGGAACUGGUGGAUGAAAAUGACAGUUUGAAAAUGACCAUUCAUCGUUUAAAUGUGGAACUAAGUCGCUACCAGGCUAAAUACAGACCAAUUUCAGCAAAUGAGAGUGUAAGAAUUGGCAGUCUGCCAAUGAAAGGACCAGUGCCUCCAUGGCUGCUUGAUAUGAAAUAUUUAUCUCCUCUGCUAUUGGCAUAUGAAGACAGAAUGAAGGAAAAGGACGAUUUGAUCCUUGCACAUGAGGAGGACAUGAAGAACUUUAAAGCACAAGUUGAAGAGGUGGUGAAGGAAAAUGAACAGUUACACCAGCAACUAUGUAAACACAAUUCUGUUUCAAUCAAGGAAUGGCAACAGCUGCAAAGCCAAGCCAAGCUUGUCCUAGAAGAAAAUGCAGUAUUGAUGGAGCAGCUUAAAAUACAGGAAGCAAAAGCGAAAGACAACCACAACCAGCAUGUCCAAGAUGUUUCCAAAUUAACAAAACAGCUGAUGGUUUUGGAAGCCAAGAAACAGAGCCAAGAAGAGGAGAUGAAAAUGUGUCAGAAGCAGCUGGAAGAGUUACGCUCUACGUACAUAGGGCUAAGAGCCAGUUUUAAAGACUGCGUAACCAUGGAAGAGCACGUUGCUUUGGUAAAUCAGUUUAAAAGCCAACAGCAACAGGAGCAGGAAAAGAGGGAGGCAGAGCUACAGGAGUUAAUGGGAAAACUAGCAUCUGUGCAAGCUGAAAAAAAGAGCCUACUUAUAGAGAAAAAUGACCUGGUGGCUGAGAACAAGGCAGUAGAAGCUGAGCUGGAAAUGGCACAGAAAAUAAAAAGGCAAUCACAGAAGAAAAUAGGUCUUCUGAAACAACAGCUGGAAGAAACAAUGGAAAAGGAGGAGGUAGCACGUCAGUAUUUGGCAAAUCUGAUCACCUUGGCAGAGAAUGUGAUUCAAGAACGUGACCACCUUUUAAACUUGACCAGUUGCUUAGAAAAAGAGAAGCAUGGUGUUCUCAACAAAGUAAUAGAAGGGAAUGUACGUCUAGGAAGAUUAGAAGAGAAAGUAAAGGUGUAUAAAAAGACAGCUGCAGGGAAGCUUGGAGAUUUCGCCCUCAAAGUGACCGAACAAGAGAAGGAAUUUGCUGGGAAGGCUGCUCAGUACCAGCGAGAAAUGAAGCACCUCCAGCGGCUGCUGCAAGACAGACAGGAAACCCUUGACCAAGUGCUGCAACAGAAAAGGGAAGUGGAAGGUGAACUUGAAAUAAUUUGGGAAUCGACCACCAAAGAAAACAGGAAGAUGAAGGAACUCUUGCAUAAAUCUCUGGAGAAGAGCACACAGAGCCCUGUCAAAACUUAUGAAUCACAUUUAGCUGACAUUUCUCAGAAAGACCUGCUUGGCGGGUACGGUUUUAGCUACUGUGAUGUGGAGCUUUCCUCGCCUGCUAAAAGCCACAGCCAACAGGAACCUGUGUGUUAAGGGCACAGAUGCUGCUGUCACUUCCAGGGCAGAACACAUCUGAAAGAAGCACAGACAAAAAAUGUAAUCUGUUAAAUUAGUACUGUUCGGAAGCAGAACAGGAUAUACCAAAGGAGGUCUGUUGUUCUUUUCAGUAAUGUUCCAGUCGGGAAAUCUGUCUGGCUGUAACUUGCACGGUGCUGUAGGGAAUACAUCUUAUAAUUUCUUCAGAAUCCUGGAAAUCUGACCUUUCAUUUUAAAAGGCAAUUUACUGGCCCUUCUGGUUGCAGAGAAAGGACUGAAAACAUUUCUCUAAAUAACAGAAAACAGAAGGAACAUUAAAUGCUGUUUGAGUGUGGAGCAACUUUUCCUUCAGCGUAAACCCCAUUUUUUCCCCUCCUCUGUGGAUAUUUCUCAGGGCUUCUUCUCCUCCUAGCAAUGGGCGGCCACAAGAAGUGUGUGUGUGUGGGGGGGGGGGGGAGUUAUAAAUGAGGAUGUAAUAACCAGCAUUGUGUUGUGGUUGCUGUUCUUGCAUCACAGUUGCCGGUGCUGUCUGUACUGAUCCCUCCAGCAUGUUUGGAUUAGUAGAAACCAGCAUAUCCCUGUGUGUUUGUGCCUGAAAUUCACAAAAGCCUUUGCCUGGAAACAGCCUACCGUAUCUAUUUCCACACAUCUUUUAAUAUGUGUCGGCCUUCAUUUCUCAAUCUGUGAUCAAAAAAUGGAAAUUACCCACUCUCUCUGUACUCUGGGCGAGGGCGGGGGGGGGGGAAUAAUGCAAUAAAAUGCAGUAUACAAGUUAAGUAAAUGUUUGCAGAUUUGCAUAACUUCUUUCUACAGAUUAACUUCAGUUUUCUGGUCACAGGUUGUGGGGAUUUGAAUGCAAAAUACCAGUCUCGCUGGUAAUCAUUGCUAUAUCUAAUUCUAAAGUGACUGGUCCCUGAGUGGCUGAUGGAAACCAUAAAACUAGGCCAUUCACAGACACAGUGAGGCGGCACUCCCCAGGUAUGCAACAAAAUUGUAAAUUAAGAAAAUGACAUAUAUACCUCCCCACCCCCCAAAAAAACACCAAACUUGAUGAAAAAUGAAGACGUUCUAGGAUCCCAGAAUAUUGGAAACCACCGAGUGUAAAUUACAGGGAGAAAAGAGGAGAAGGAAAUGUAGGUGUUCAAGCUUUCAGAUAGAAACCUGAAAGGCAACAUACCGAGUGGUGGAGUGGGACUCCGUCCACCCACCUGAUGCUUCAUGCCUCUUCUACUUACAGAAGGAGGCUCACAAGAAUGAGUCUCUGUCUAGGCUGUACUCUUUUGUUGCUUAAAGUUGGGUUUUUUCCAUAUUGUCAAUAAGCCAUCUACUUACUCAAACCAAAGAGAGAGGCUAAUGCAGCUAGAGUUGCUGCUGAAAAGCUGUUUGCACUAAUUACACAAUUAAUUCAGAAAAUGUGGAAUUGGAAGCCUUAAUUGCUGGACUUUAGCUGAGCUUUUACAAAAAUAAGGGACAAAAGGAAAAGAGAUUGACUCGCCCUAUUUAGCACCUAUUCUGUAACAGAAUUCCCUCGAUCAGGAGGCCAAGCAGCAAGCACACCUGGGAAUGACCCGAGGAAAACAUUUAUGUGAAGUUAGGCCCUUUGUAAUCUUACUUCUGAAAAUCUGUCUACAAAUUCCAGUUAUUUGCGUACUGAGAAGCAUUUUUAAUUAGGGUUCCAUUUUGCUCAGUUGCUGUGAAGCAUUUGUAUCAUUCUCCGUUAUACAAUAAUGUGCACCAACAGCAGAAUAAGCAAGGCUUGGGGUCUUUUGUAUGCAUCUGUAGGUUUGUAACAUUAGUGGUCACAAAGAUAACAUUUGAUCUUUAUGUAAACCUAAGUAAUUAGCACUCAAUUUAGGGAACAAUUGUUCCAAAAGAUGUUUUUCAGCACUUGAUUUAACAAUCUGAAGACUAUGUUCCAAAGGAAUUGGCUAUGAUGCACACUGUAAUCCUUGACAAAUUGGAGUCAGUUUUCUGAUGUUUUUUUGUGUACAGGUGGUUGGGUGCUGCUGCCAUCUUUGAGGGCCCUGAACCUGUUUUCCAAAUAUUAAACAGAUUGCAGAUGGAUGUUUACUUGUGCUUUAUAUUGUGCAGACUGUAAGAGCAAUACAUAGCUGCCUGUUUCCAUGUCCAAAUUCCAAAUCAGGACAUCCAGCUACAAGAGUUAUAAAUGUUUUUUUUAGACAGAGAGCUGCAUGCACCUUUGUGGCCAAGUUUUGGAUUUGAUAGACUUUAGAUCACAUUAUUUAAUACGACAUUCCAUAAUUCCAUGAAGGACAUGAGUUCUUUUUUAUAAACAGCCAUUAACCCAUACAUGGAGAGCCAGUUUGGUGUAGUGGUUAAGAGCACGGGACUUUAAUCUGAAGAACCGGGUUUGAUUCCCCACUCCUCCGCUUGAAGCCAACUGGGUGACCUUGGGCCAGUCACAGCUCUUUGGAGCUCUCUCAGCCCCACCCACUUCACAGGGUGUUUGUUGUUGUGGGGAUAAUAAUGACAUACUUUGUAAACCGCUCUGAGUGGGUGUUAAGGCGUCCCGAAGGGCGGUAUAUAAAUUGAACAUUAUUAUGGUUUUACAUGCCAAAGACCCGUCUUUGCAAUUUUACCUGCCAUAUUUAAUGAAACGGAUCUUGCUGUGCAAGUUGUGGAAAUGUGGGUAUGAUUUUCAGAACAGCAUAAUGUUGCUUAUAAACACCAUCUUCAGAUUCAUGAUUAAAAACCUUCCAUGUCUAACGACAUCUAAUUCUCCCCAUACAAGUUCUGGUGUGUAGCAACCAUGGAUUUCAGUCUCAUUUGAGUAUUCCGACAGCUGGUUUGCCCUCUCUACAAGUAUAAAGAAUGUACAAGUGAAAUGUGAACGUGAAUGUAAAAUGCAACAUAGCCCAACAUAUUAUUUACAUCAGUCUUUUGUUUAUUGUAGGUAGGCCAUGGAAACUGAUGUGCUUUAGCCAUGACAGCCAGUGGGCCAGAGUGUUUCUAAAUAGAUUUUGGUGCAUGGGCACAUUCCACUUUAGCUCUUUUUUCCUGGUGUCCUAUAUCAGUUUUAGAUAUUUUAUAUAUCUGCAUUAGCACCAAUAUUUGGAUAAAUGCUCAUUUUUAUAAAAAUGAUCUUGUUUGUAUACUAUCCCAAACUUUGCCAAA